Lasiodiplodia theobromae is the source of this 1659-nucleotide messenger RNA. RefSeq names its product Pyridine nucleotide-disulfide oxidoreductase protein. Gene Ontology annotation, molecular function: NADH dehydrogenase activity. The transcript has 5 exons. Bases 1 to 1659 code for a protein of 552 amino acids. NCBI's taxonomy places the organism in Eukaryota, Fungi, Ascomycota, Dothideomycetes, Botryosphaeriales, Botryosphaeriaceae. The record is from RefSeq and is a predicted model, not a curated record.
AUGUCAACGGCACUAUUGCAGCGCCGUGGACGCUUGGGUAGGUUGCCUGCCGCCCAUCUGCUCAAUGUGGCAUCCCGUCCGACUUCCGCAACCCCGAGUAUACUUUCGAACGCGCUGCAGAGGCGAGGCCUGUCUGUGAAUCAGCUUGAUUCCGAGCGAGACAAUAGAGAACGCGUGCUUAUCCUCGGUUCUGGAUGGGCCGGAUACAACCUUGCACGGCAAUUGGAUCCGAAAAAGUACCAACCGGUCAUUGUGUCGCCUCGUUCCUACUUCGUCUUCACCCCUCUCCUCGCAUCGACCUCCACCGGUACACUCGAGUUUCGCACCGCGCUCGAACCGGUCCGCAGCAAGCGCACACGCGUCGCCUACUUUCAGGGAUGGGCUGAUGCGGUCGACUUCAAGAACAAGACCGUGUCUGUCGAGGAGGCCGUCGACGACCCGCAGCAGGGCGUUGCGCUCACGGGAGAACGCCACGAGGAUGAGUCACCUGCGGAGGGCAGGGUAGAGAAGGCCAAAGAGUCGAAGAAGGGGCAGCUCUUCGACAUCAAGUACGACAAGCUCAUCAUCUCGGUGGGAUGCUACAGCCAGACGUUCGGCACUCCGGGCGUCAGGGAGAACGCGCUGUUCCUGAAGGACGUCGGCGAUGCGAGAAAGAUUCGGAAUCGCCUGCUUGCCUGCUUCGAAACGGCCGCAUUGCCUACCACCUCCGAGGAAAUGCGGAAGAAUCUCCUCAACUUUGCAAUCGUUGGAGGCGGCCCCACGGGCAUCGAAUUCUCCGCGGAACUGCACGACAUCAUCCGGGAAGACCUUUCCAAGCUGUAUCCCUACCUCAUGAAGUACUACAAGAUCACUGUUUACGACGUCGCGCCGAGGGUCCUAUCCAUGUUUGACGAGAAUUUGGGCAAGUACGCGAUGAAGACGUUCAAGCGAGAGGGAAUCGACAUCAAAACCUCUCACCACGUGGAGGAGCUGCGCCGCGGAGUACCAGCUUCUCAAUCAAAAUUGUCGGGAGUCAAGGAGCCGAGAGCUUGCUGGACGCUGAAAUUGAAAGAGGAGGGUGAAGUGGGCGUCGGCAUGUGCGUAUGGAGCACGGGACUGAUGAUGAACCCCUUCGUCGAGAACGCUCUCGGACGGGUGCAGCCGUUGCCAAACCGGGAAGUCCAGCUCCAAGGGAAGGAGGACGGCCGCACAUCGAACGACGCGUGGCUCGUGAAGAAGCACCCCAAGACCGGAGCAGUCGUCACCAACGGCCAGUUGCGGGUCAUCCUGGAGCCGCAGGGCCAGGGUGAGGGCGGCGGGUCUCGAGCGAUCCUGGAAGACGUGUACGCGCUGGGUGACUGCGGGUCCAUCGAAAAUACCACGUACCCGGCGACUGCACAGGUCGCAAAUCAAAAGGCCGUCUGGCUCGCCAAGAGGCUCAACCGUGGCGACAUCGAGGGCCAAAGCUUUACGUGGAAGAACAUGGGUAUCAUGGCGUAUAUCGGCAACUGGAGGGCAGUGAUGCAGACUGGUGGAGGAGGAAACAUCUCGGGCCGUGCCGCUUGGUUGAUCUGGCGUGGAGCCUACCUCACCAAGGCCGUCAGCUGGCGCAACAAGGUCCUCAUCCCCGUUUACUGGUUUAUCAACUGGGCGUUCGGCAGGGACGUGUCUCGCUUUUAG